Zea mays is the source of this 1328-nucleotide messenger RNA. Its product is annotated as flavanone 3-dioxygenase 2. NCBI's taxonomy places the organism in Eukaryota, Viridiplantae, Streptophyta, Magnoliopsida, Poales, Poaceae. Bases 150 to 1103 code for a protein of 317 amino acids. The record is from RefSeq and is a predicted model, not a curated record. The transcript has 4 exons.
AUUGGGGGAACUGAUUUCCUGGUAGAAGAGGUGGCGGUGGAAGUUGAGCGCCGUGUGGUAAAGCAGGUGCACCCACUUCUUCUGCGCCGCCCGCCGAGCCAGGCCAGUCUGCCAUUUCAACCGGGGAACAGAAGCGAAAGCCGACAGACAUGGCGGCUAGCGGCGAGCUCCCCGUGGUGGACCUGGCGCCUUUCUUCACCGAAGACGGCAAGGGCUGCAUCGCCGGCGCCAGCGAGGCCGUGCUCCAGGCAUGCCAGACGCACGGCUUCUUCAGCGUCGUCAACCACCGCGUGCCGGUUGAGCUCAUGGCGCGCGCGCUGGAGCUGUCGGCCGCGUUCUUCGCGCUGCCGAACGAGGAGAAGGCCAAGGUCCGGGCGGCCGAAGGGUCCAAGGUGCCUCUCCCAGGCGGUUACGGACGGCAGCCGGCGCACGUGGCCGACAAGAACGAGUACCUGGUGGUAUUUGACCCGAAGCUCGGGCUCAACGCGUACCCCGCUGGUCCUGCUGGAUUCAGAGAGACAGUGGAGGAGUGCUACAGCAAGUUCACCGAACUGGGAUUGCUCAUCCAAGAGAUCCUGAACGGGUGCAUGGGCCUCCCACCGGGCUUCCUCAAGAACUACAACGAUGACCGCAGCUUCGACCUCAUGACGGUGAGGCGCUACUUCCCGGCGGCGGCGGAGGAGAGCACGAGCAUCGGCUUCAGCGAGCACGAGGAUGCCAGCUGCAUCACUCUCAUCUUGCAGGACGAUGUCGGGGGCCUCGAGGUCCUCAAGGACGGCCACUGGGUCCCGGCGGAGCCCCUCGACGGCAGCAUCAUCGUCAACAUCGGCGACGCCAUACAGGUGCUGAGCAACAACAGUCUGAAGAGCGCGACGCACCGGGUGGUGAGGAAGCCCGCGCACAGGCACUCCUUCUCCUUCUUCUUCAACCCGCACGGAGAUAGGUGGGUCGAACCGCUGCCGGAGUUCACGGCCAAUAUCGGCGAGGCGCCGCUGUACAGGGGGUUCCUGUACAAGGAGUACCAGCAGCUGCGCGUGAGGAACAAGACACAUCCGCCGACCAGGCCCGAGGACGUCGUCGACAUCGCCCACUAUGCGAUCUAGUUCAGCAACAAAUCUGGAUCUCUACAGGGCAGAAAUGCAGAAGCAAGGCCCGUGUAUGUACAAAAACCUGGAGGUGUAUCUCCUCUACUCUACACACUACCCACUUCUUGUUCUGUAUGAAAUAAAGACCAGGCAAAGCAAGAGCAACCACCAAAAAAUAGUCGCUUUUGAAGGUGCUUCAGUAUAAUAAGGUAAUAAAAUUUUGAAACAUCAUUUUGCAGCAAG